UUUAUGUUGAACUGGGACGCGAUCUUCCUGGUUGGUUGGUUCCAAACCUACACGCCACAGAUGCAGCAGCAGCUGCUUUGCUUGCUUCCCCUGACGAACAAGCGCGGGAAGCUAAUCUGAAGCCACGAGCAGUAGCAGCAGGCGGCUACCAAGUCUUCGGCCUUCUCUUCGACGAACCCCCGCGGCCGGAAAACCCCUGGCACCCUUCCCAACCUGCUCUGCCUGGGGAGGACGAGGAUCCAAGAGGAGCUCGUCUCGUGGCCGAUGCCCGAGCCCCGAGGCCGUUGACCUCAAGACUCAAGAGCUCAGGACGCAACGCCUCUUCUUCUCUGUCCUGUCCGAUCAGGCGAUCAAGUGGAGAAGGAGAAGGAGAUGCCGCCGCCGCCGCCCAUCCGCCUGGGCCCUCCGCACCCGUACCUGAAGACCCACGGAGGCAAGGUCGCGACGGUGCACCUGUUCGACUGGGUCGUGCUGGCCCUCCUCGUCGCCAUCGACGUCGGGCUCAACCUCAUCGAGCCGUUCCACCGGUUCGUCGGCAAGGACAUGAUGGCCGACCUCCGGUACCCGAUGAAGAGGAACACCGUGCCCGUCUGGGCCGUGCCGAUAUACGCAGUCAUCGGGCCGAUCAUCAUCAUCGUCGGGAUAUACAUGAAGCGGAGGAACGUGUAUGACAUGCACCAUGCCAUUCUAGGCCUCCUGUUCUCGGUGCUCAUCACCGGCGUCCUGACCGACGCGAUCAAGGACGGCGUUGGCCGGCCGCGCCCCAAUUUCUUCUGGCGCUGCUUCCCUGACGGAGUGCCGAAGUACGACAACAUCACUGGAGGAGUCAUAUGCCAUGGAGUCCCGAGCGUGAUCAAAGAAGGGCACAAGAGCUUCCCGAGCGGCCAUUCUUCAUGGUCCUUCGCGGGGCUAGGCUUCCUGUCGUGGUACCUGGCCGGCAAGAUCAAGGCGUUCGACCGGCGCGGCCAUGUGGCCAAGCUCUGCAUCGUCCUGCUGCCGUUGCUGCUCGCGGCCAUGGUCGCGGUCUCGAGGGUGGAUGACUACUGGCACCACUGGCAGGACGUGUUUGCCGGUGGGAUUCUCGGAUUGGUGGUUGCGUCCUUCUGCUACCUGCAGUUUUUUCCACCACCCUCUGGUGAACAAGGAUUUUGGCCUCAUGCGUACUUUGAGCACAUUCUUAACCCCGAGGGCGAGGGACAAGUACAGUCAACAACCAACUCGAAUCACCAUCAAUCACUGUCCGGAGGCCCAGUUGCAAUGGAGAUGAGAAGCACGGGCCAAGAAUCGCUGGAUUCCAUAGAAGAAGGCCGCAGAGCUCGGUGACCGGAUGCUGCCGCUGCCGUUAUGAACAGAAUUCAGUCGUUUUUUCUUGUUUGAUACUAGAUUUUUCCCAUUUGUUAAUUGCGUCUUGUAAAUAAAGGUAGGUGAAAUUCAUCCACAAUGUUCGUAUGUUUGAGGAGAUGAUGGCCACCACACCAACCAACGCGUCCGCAUGAUUAGCACAACGGUAGCACGCGCAAAACUCAGAUUCCUGUUUCCCGGAUGAGUUCA
Molecule: messenger RNA, 1551 nt
Organism: Setaria italica (foxtail millet)
Lineage: Eukaryota; Viridiplantae; Streptophyta; Magnoliopsida; Poales; Poaceae
Product: lipid phosphate phosphatase 2
Exons: 9
Coding region: 373-1323 (316 amino acids)
Biological process (GO): phospholipid metabolic process
Molecular function (GO): phosphatidate phosphatase activity
Source: RefSeq, a predicted model, not a curated record